Messenger RNA from Penicillium soppii, 498 nucleotides. Its product is annotated as nucleoside deaminase. Gene Ontology annotation, molecular function: guanosine deaminase activity. The coding region runs from base 1 to 498 and encodes 165 amino acids. Lineage: Eukaryota; Fungi; Ascomycota; Eurotiomycetes; Eurotiales; Aspergillaceae. The record is from RefSeq and is a predicted model, not a curated record. The transcript has a single exon. Gene Ontology annotation, biological process: purine nucleoside catabolic process.
AUGACCAAGUCCCUCAACCCCCUGACAAGCCCUCAACUCACGGCGGCCGCCACAGCAGCCCUAGACCAACAAGCGCAAGCGCAAGACGUCCACAAAAAACGACCCUUCACCGCCAUCCUCCUAGCACCAGACAACGAAACGAUCCUGUUAAGCUCGAACUCCCUCUCGCACGUCCGGCACGCAGAAAGCGAACUUGCCCGCAACGCAGCAGACAACUAUGACUGGGCCUACCUAUCGCGCUGCACGCUCGUGUCGACCUGGGAGCCGUGCGCGAUGUGCGCGGGCGCCAUCUACUGGGCGCAUAUCGGGCGACUGGUGUAUCUUGCUUCGGAGGCGGCGUUGCGCGAGGUUGUGGGGGAGGGCAAUGAGGAGAAUUUGACGCUGGAUUUGCCUUGUCGGCGAGUUUUUGAGAAGGGGCAGUUUGCGGUUGAGGUUAUCGGGCCCGUGGAUGGGUGGGAGGAGAGGGUUGUUGCUGAUAGUCGGCGGUAUUGGGGGUAG